Orycteropus afer afer is the source of this 3468-nucleotide messenger RNA. It is a transcript of the gene SMC3, whose product is annotated as structural maintenance of chromosomes 3. The record is from RefSeq and is a predicted model, not a curated record. Gene Ontology annotation, biological process: mitotic sister chromatid cohesion. Gene Ontology annotation, molecular function: protein binding; ATP hydrolysis activity; ATP binding. The transcript has 28 exons. The coding region runs from base 1 to 3468 and encodes 1155 amino acids. Lineage: Eukaryota; Metazoa; Chordata; Mammalia; Tubulidentata; Orycteropodidae. Gene Ontology annotation, cellular component: chromosome.
AUGGUAUUCUACUUUGGCAGAAAUGGAUCUGGAAAAAGUAACUUUUUUUAUGCAAUUCAGUUUGUUCUCAGCGAUGAGUUUAGUCAUCUCCGUCCGGAACAGCGAUUGGCUUUGUUGCAUGAGGGUACUGGUCCUCGAGUUAUUUCUGCUUUUGUGGAAAUUAUUUUUGACAAUUCAGACAACCGUUUACCAAUCGAUAAAGAGGAAGUUUCACUUCGAAGAGUUAUUGGUGCCAAAAAGGAUCAGUAUUUCUUAGACAAGAAAAUGGUCACGAAAAAUGAUGUGAUGAACCUCCUUGAAAGUGCUGGUUUUUCUCGAAGCAAUCCUUAUUAUAUUGUUAAACAAGGAAAGAAAGAGACACAGGGCAAGCGGGAAAAGAUCAAUGAAUUGUUAAAAUAUAUUGAAGAGAGAUUACAUACCUUAGAGGAAGAAAAGGAAGAACUAGCUCAGUAUCAGAAGUGGGAUAAGAUGAGACGAGCUCUGGAAUAUACCAUUUACAAUCAGGAACUUAACGAGACCCGUGCUAAACUCGAUGAGCUUUCUGCUAAGCGAGAGACUAGUGGAGAAAAAUCUCGACAGUUAAGAGAUGCCCAGCAGGAUGCCAGAGAUAAAAUGGAGGAUAUUGAACGCCAAGUUCGAGAACUGAAAACAAAAAUAUCAGCUAUGAAAGAAGAAAAGGAACAGCUCAGUGCUGAACGACAAGAACAGAUUAAGCAGAGGACUAAGUUGGAACUUAAAGCCAAGGAUUUGCAAGAUGAGUUGGCAGGCAAUAGUGAGCAACGGAAACGCUUAUUGAAAGAGAGGCAGAAACUGCUUGAAAAAAUAGAAGAAAAGCAGAAAGAACUGGCAGAAACAGAACCUAAAUUCAACAGUGUUAAAGAAAAAGAAGAACGAGGCAUUGCUAGAUUGGCCCAAGCUACCCAGGAAAGAACGGAUCUUUAUGCAAAGCAGGGUCGAGGAAGCCAGUUUACAUCGAAAGAAGAAAGGGAUAAGUGGAUUAAAAAGGAACUCAAAUCCUUAGACCAGGCUAUUAAUGACAAGAAAAGACAGAUUGCUGCUAUACAUAAGGAUUUGGAGGACACUGAGGCAAAUAAAGAGAAAAAUCUGGAGCAGUAUAAUAAAUUGGAUCAGGAUCUUAAUGAAGUCAAAGCUCGAGUAGAAGAACUGGACAGAAAAUACUAUGAAGUAAAAAACAAGAAAGAUGAAUUACAAAGUGAAAGAAAUUACCUGUGGAGAGAGGAGAACGCAGAACAGCAAGCUCUUGCUGCUAAAAGAGAAGACCUUGAAAAGAAGCAGCAGCUGCUUAGAGCGGCAACAGGAAAGGCCAUUUUAAAUGGAAUAGAUAGCAUAAACAAAGUGCUAGACCACUUUCGUCGAAAAGGAAUAAACCAGCAUGUUCAAAAUGGCUAUCAUGGCAUUGUGAUGAAUAACUUUGAAUGUGAGCCAGCUUUUUACACAUGUGUGGAAGUUACUGCUGGAAACAGGUUAUUUUAUCAUAUUGUUGAUUCAGAUGAAGUCAGUACGAAGAUUUUAAUGGAAUUUAAUAAAAUGAAUCUUCCUGGAGAAGUUACUUUUCUGCCUCUCAACAAGUUGGAUGUUAGGGAUACUGCCUAUCCUGAAACCAAUGAUGCUAUUCCUAUGAUCAGUAAACUGAGGUACAAUCCCAGAUUUGACAAAGCUUUCAAACAUGUGUUUGGAAAAACACUUAUUUGUCGUAGCAUGGAAGUUUCAACCCAGCUAGCCCGUGCUUUCACAAUGGACUGCAUUACUUUGGAAGGUGACCAAGUUAGUCAUCGGGGUGCUCUAACUGGAGGUUAUUAUGACACAAGGAAAUCUAGACUUGAAUUACAAAAAGAUGUCAGAAAAGCAGAAGAAGAACUAGGUGAGCUUGAAGCAAAGCUCAAUGAAAACCUACGCAGAAAUAUUGAAAGGAUUAAUAAUGAAAUUGAUCAGUUGAUGAACCAAAUGCAACAGAUAGAGACCCAGCAAAGGAAAUUUAAAGCAUCCCGAGAUAGCAUACUAUCAGAAAUGAAGAUGCUGAAAGAGAAGAGGCAGCAGUCGGAGAAAACCUUUAUGCCUAAGCAACGUAGUUUGCAGAGUUUGGAAGCAAGUUUGCAUGCUAUGGAAUCCACUAGAGAAUCAUUAAAAGCAGAAUUGGGAACAGACUUGCUUUCUCAACUUAGUCUGGAAGAUCAGAAGAGAGUAGAUGCACUGAAUGAUGAAAUUCGUCAGCUUCAGCAGGAAAACAGGCAGUUGCUGAAUGAAAGAAUUAAAUUAGAGGGUAUUAUUACUCGAGUAGAGACAUAUCUCAACGAGAAUCUGAGAAAACGCUUAGACCAAGUAGAACAGGAACUUAAUGAACUGAGAGAAACAGAAGGGGGUACUGUUCUCACUGCCACAACAUCGGAACUUGAAGCCAUCAAUAAAAGAGUUAAAGAUACUAUGGCACGUUCAGAAGAUCUGGACAAUUCCAUUGAUAAAACAGAAGCUGGAAUUAAGGAACUUCAGAAGAGUAUGGAACGCUGGAAAAAUAUGGAAAAAGAACACAUGGAUGCUAUAAAUCAUGAUACUAAAGAACUGGAAAAGAUGACAAAUAGACAAGGCAUGCUACUGAAGAAGAAAGAAGAGUGUAUGAAGAAAAUUCGAGAACUUGGAUCACUUCCCCAGGAAGCAUUUGAAAAAUACCAGACACUGAGCCUCAAACAGUUGUUUCGAAAACUUGAACAGUGCAACACAGAAUUGAAGAAGUAUAGCCAUGUUAACAAAAAAGCUUUGGACCAGUUUGUAAAUUUCUCUGAGCAGAAGGAAAAGCUAAUAAAGCGGCAGGAAGAGUUAGAUAGGGGUUACAAAUCCAUCAUGGAGCUGAUGAAUGUGCUUGAACUCCGGAAAUACGAGGCUAUUCAGUUAACUUUCAAGCAGGUAUCUAAGAACUUCAGUGAAGUAUUCCAGAAGUUGGUACCUGGUGGCAAAGCUACUUUGGUGAUGAAGAAAGGAGAUGUGGAGGGCAGUCAGUCUCAGGAUGAAGGAGAAGGGAGUGGUGAAAGUGAGCGAGGUUCUGGGUCACAAAGCAGUGUCCCGUCAGUUGACCAGUUCACUGGAGUGGGAAUUAGGGUGUCAUUUACAGGAAAACAAGGUGAAAUGAGAGAAAUGCAACAGCUUUCAGGUGGGCAGAAAUCGCUGGUCGCUCUUGCUCUGAUUUUUGCAAUUCAGAAAUGCGACCCAGCUCCUUUUUACCUGUUUGAUGAGAUUGACCAGGCUCUGGACGCUCAGCACAGAAAGGCUGUGUCAGAUAUGAUCAUGGAGCUUGCAGUACAUGCUCAGUUUAUUACAACUACGUUUAGGCCUGAGCUGCUUGAGUCCGCCGACAAAUUCUAUGGUGUGAAGUUCAGAAACAAGGUUAGUCAUAUUGAUGUGAUCACAGCAGAGAUGGCCAAGGACUUUGUAGAAGAUGAUACCACUCAUGGUUGA